Messenger RNA from Lepus europaeus (European hare), 4461 nucleotides. RefSeq names its product phosphorylase kinase regulatory subunit alpha 1 (gene PHKA1). The record is from RefSeq and is a predicted model, not a curated record. The transcript has 32 exons. Gene Ontology annotation, cellular component: phosphorylase kinase complex. The coding region runs from base 395 to 4057 and encodes 1220 amino acids. Gene Ontology annotation, biological process: glycogen metabolic process. Lineage: Eukaryota; Metazoa; Chordata; Mammalia; Lagomorpha; Leporidae. Gene Ontology annotation, molecular function: calmodulin binding.
GCCGCAGCGAGGGAGCUGUUGUCGGCCGCCAGGCGGGAGUCUCUGGGCCGCCGCUGUCUCUGCCGGGAGAGCGGAAGAUGCAGGAAGCACGCUUGGACGCCGGCCGGCACUAAGGGGAGCAGCGGGCAGCGGCUACGGAAGCGUUGCGGUGAGGCCCUAAACAGACCGAAGCUCCAGUCAGCUUUGGCGCGUGGUGGACUCCGGAGGCCGCCGGAGCCGAGAGCACCAGGCGGGACCCGCUGGCCCCAGGCCCUAGAGGUCCGGGGCUCUGGCGGGUCUGGCACUUGGGCUGCCCACAUCGAGAGUGCAGCUGCGGUGAAGCCGUCUUUCUGUGGGGCUGAAGCCCCGUGCAACACGUGGGUCAUUUCUUUGAAACCAUUAGAAACGUGCGACAAUGAGGAGCCGGAGUAACUCCGGGGUCCGACUGGACAGCUACGCUCGACUGGUGCAACAGACCAUCCUGUGCCAUCAGAAUCCAGUGACCGGCUUGCUUCCAGCUAGCUAUGAUCAGAAAGACGCAUGGGUCCGAGAUAAUGUGUACAGCAUCUUGGCUGUGUGGGGUUUGGGCCUGGCCUAUCGGAAGAAUGCAGAUCGGGAUGAGGAUAAAGCAAAGGCCUACGAACUGGAGCAGAGUGUAGUGAAGCUGAUGAGAGGACUGCUGCACUGCAUGAUCAGACAGGUGGAUAAAGUAGAAUCCUUCAAGUAUAGUCAGAGUACUAAGGAUAGUCUCCAUGCCAAGUACAACACCAAAACCUGUGCCACUGUAGUGGGUGAUGACCAAUGGGGACACCUGCAGUUGGAUGCUACUUCUGUAUACUUGCUCUUCUUAGCACAAAUGACUGCCUCUGGACUCCAUAUUAUCCACAGCCUAGAUGAAGUCAAUUUCAUACAGAACCUUGUGUUUUACAUUGAAGCUGCCUAUAAAACUGCUGACUUUGGGAUAUGGGAACGCGGAGACAAGACCAAUCAAGGGAUAUCAGAACUGAAUGCCAGUUCAGUAGGAAUGGCAAAGGCAGCCCUGGAAGCAUUAGAUGAACUUGACCUGUUUGGUGUGAAAGGUGGGCCCCAAUCAGUUAUCCAUGUCUUGGCUGAUGAAGUACAACACUGCCAGUCUAUCCUUAAUUCCCUACUACCCCGGGCUUCAACAUCCAAAGAAGUUGAUGCUAGUCUACUUUCAGUGAUCUCCUUCCCAGCCUUUGCAGUAGAGGAUAGCAAGUUGGUGGAGAUCACAAAGCAGGAGAUCAUCACCAAGCUUCAGGGUCGUUACGGUUGCUGUCGUUUUCUCCGUGAUGGGUAUAAAACCCCUAAAGAGGAUCCCAAUCGUCUAUACUAUGAACCAGCUGAGCUGAAGCUGUUCGAAAACAUUGAAUGUGAAUGGCCAUUGUUCUGGACUUACUUUAUCCUUGAUGGGGUCUUCAGUGGCAAUGCAGAACAGGUUCAAGAGUAUAGAGAGGCUCUUGAAGCAGUUCUCAUCAAGGGCAAAAAUGGGGUCCCACUUCUGCCAGAGCUCUAUAGUGUUCCUCCUGACAAGGUUGAUGAAGAGUAUCAGAAUCCUCACACCGUGGACCGAGUCCCCAUGGGGAAGUUGCCUCACAUGUGGGGUCAGUCUCUAUACAUUUUAGGAAGCUUGAUGGCAGAGGGAUUUUUAGCUCCUGGAGAAAUUGAUCCACUGAAUCGUAGGUUCUCUACAGUACCAAAGCCAGAUGUUGUGGUUCAAGUCUCCAUCCUUGCUGAAACAGAAGAAAUUAAGGCCAUUUUGAAGGACAAGGGAAUUAAUGUGGAGACCAUUGCUGAGGUAUACCCCAUCAGAGUACAGCCAGCCCGUAUUCUCAGCCACAUUUAUUCCAGCCUCGGAUGCAAUAAUAGAAUGAAACUCAGCGGACGACCCUACAGACACAUGGGAGUACUUGGAACUUCCAAACUCUAUGACAUUCGGAAAACUAUCUUUACUUUCACUCCACAGUUUAUAGACCAGCAACAGUUCUACCUGGCUCUGGACAACAAGAUGAUAGUGGAAAUGCUUAGAACAGACCUGUCCUACCUCUGUAGCCGCUGGAGGAUGACAGGCCAGCCUACUAUCACUUUCCCCAUCUCACACACCAUGCUUGAUGAGGAUGGAACCAGCUUGAAUUCAAGUAUCUUGGCAGCACUACGAAAAAUGCAGGAUGGCUAUUUUGGUGGGGCAAGGAUCCAAACAGGUAAAUUAUCAGAGUUUUUGACAACAUCUUGUUGCACACACUUGAGCUUCAUGGACCCUGGACCUGAGGGUAAGCUGUACAGUGAAGAUUAUGAUGACAACUAUGAUGAGCUGGAAUCAGGUGACUGGAUGGAUGGUUACAAUUCAACCAGUACUGCUCGCUGUGGUGAUGAAGUUGCUCGUUAUUUAGAUCACCUUUUGGCACACACUGCUCCCCAUCCUAAACUAGCACCUGCCUCACAGAAGGGAGGGCUAAAUCGGUUCCGAGCUGCUGUACAAACAACCUGCGACUUAAUGUCCUUGGUGACCAAGGCCAAGGAGCUGCAUGUACAGAAUGUUCACAUGUAUCUUCCUACAAAGUUAUUUCAGGCUUCUCGCCCUUCACUCAACUUACUUGACUCAUCUCAUCCCUCACAGGAGGACCAGGUUCCAACUGUUCGUGUAGAAGUACAUCUUCCUAGAGACCAGUCUGGGGAAGUGGACUUCCAGGCACUGGUUUUGCAGUUGAAGGAGACGUCAAGCUUACAGGAGCAAGCUGAUAUUCUCUACAUGCUAUAUACUAUGAAAGGACCUGACUGGGAUACUGAAUUAUAUGAAGAAGGGAGUGCUACAGUCAGAGAGCUUCUUACUGAGUUAUAUGGCAAAGUUGGAAAAAUUCGUCACUGGGGCCUGAUCCGAUACAUCUCUGGGAUCUUAAGGAAGAAGGUGGAAGCACUCGAUGAGGCCUGCACAGACCUUCUGUCCCACCAGAAACAUUUGACAGUGGGACUCCCUCCAGAGCCUCGAGAAAAGACCAUAUCUGCACCUCUCCCCUAUGAGGCACUCACUCAGCUGAUAGAGGAAGCCUGUGAAGGGGACAUGAACAUUUCAAUCCUUACACAGGAAAUAAUGGUAUAUCUAGCCAUGUAUAUGAGAACUCAGCCUGGUCUCUUUGCUGAAAUGUUUCGACUUCGAAUUGGUCUGAUCAUACAAGUUAUGGCAACAGAACUGGCCCACUCCCUUCGAUGCUCAGCUGAGGAAGCCACGGAGGGCCUGAUGAAUCUCAGUCCUUCAGCCAUGAAGAAUCUCCUGCACCACAUUCUCAGUGGCAAGGAGUUUGGAGUGGAACGAAGUGUUCGUCCCACUGAUUCAAAUGUCAGUCCUGCUAUUUCUAUCCAUGAGAUCGGUGCUGUUGGAGCAACCAAAACGGAACGAACUGGGAUCAUGCAAUUAAAAAGUGAGAUAAAGCAGGUGGAAUUUCGUAGACUGUCUAUCUCAACAGAGAGUCAGUCUCCUGGAACCUCUAUGACUACGAGUGGUGGGUCCUUUCCUGGUCAUCACACAUCUAAAGAUAGUCGUCAAGGUCAAUGGCAACGCCGAAGAAGGCUGGAUGGAGCACUAAAUAGAGUGCCAAUCGGAUUUUAUCAAAAAGUGUGGAAGGUUUUGCAGAAGUGUCAUGGACUUUCUGUGGAAGGUUUUGUUCUUCCUUCUUCAACAACUAGAGAGAUGACUCCGGGAGAGAUUAAAUUCUCUGUUCAUGUGGAGUCUGUCCUGAAUCGGGUACCUCAGCCAGAGUACCGCCAGCUUCUAGUUGAAGCCAUCCUUGUCCUUACCAUGCUGGCAGAUAUUGAAAUUCAUAGCAUUGGAAGCAUCAUCGCUGUGGAAAAAAUAGUGCAUAUAGCCAAUGACUUGUUCCUUCAAGAACAGAAAACCCUUGGCGCAGAUGAUAUCAUGUUGGCAAAGGAUCCUGCAUCUGGCAUCUGUACUCUUCUGUAUGACAGUGCACCCAGUGGCAGGUUUGGCACCAUGACCUACCUCUCCAAGGCAGCCGCCACCUACGUGCAAGAGUUCCUGCCCCACAGCAUCUGUGCCAUGCAAUGAGGGCUUUGGGUCCUGGCUGCUGAGAUCCUUUGACAGUUGAUUGUGCAUGGAAGUGAAAUGUUAUCACCUGAUCACUCCCACCCAGCCUCUUUCUGCCCCAUCCCUCCCAAGAAGAGAGAACAUCUCCGAUAAACUAACUGCUUUACAAGAAGUGAAGGCUUCUCUGGAAGCUCCCUUCCAGUGUGCGGAUGCUCAAACCACGCCUUUCAUUAGCAGCUUGAAUUCUUUCAUGGUUCAUAAAAGUUUGCAUGUAUUUUGUUCUCUAGAUCUGUUACCUACUUGGUUUUCUAACUCCUGUUUGGGGAGCAGGUAUUAAUAAUAACUUAUUCCUAAAGUUUGAAUUUUCUCAUGUGUGGUUUUAUUAUGUGUAUGUGUGGUAGGUACUUUGGGACAUUAUUUCAAAU